Molecule: messenger RNA, 3042 nt
Organism: Chelmon rostratus (copperband butterflyfish)
Lineage: Eukaryota; Metazoa; Chordata; Actinopteri; Chaetodontiformes; Chaetodontidae
Product: sorting nexin-4-like
Exons: 14
Coding region: 39-1355 (438 amino acids)
Biological process (GO): protein transport
Molecular function (GO): phosphatidylinositol binding
Source: RefSeq, a predicted model, not a curated record
GCCAGCUCAGCUGACAACAGCAGCUCCUCUGCAGCCAGAUGAUGAUGGCAGACUCUGGAAGUAGCGAAGAAGUAGCUGUGAUCGGUAACACCGAUAUCACUUCAACGGAAUCCGAGAACAACAUUAUAAACACGAUGGUGGAGAGAGGGACAGCUCUAUUGAGGAAAAUGGAGAUAAGUGUGGCAGAGGCUGAGAAGAGAACAGGGAAGAACACGGUUAACAUGCAGGAAACCUAUACAGUGUACCUCAUAGAAACACGGCCAGCUGAAACUGUCCCAGAGGGAGGUACGCCUGCCGCCCCCGACACUUUGUGGAGACGCUACAGUGAGUUUGAGCUACUCAGAACAUACCUCAUGGUCGCCUUCCCGUACAUCAUCAUCCCUCCACUGCCAGAGAAAAGGGCAGAGUUCGUGUGGCACAAGCUGUCAGCAGACAACCUUGACCCCGACUUUGUUGAGCGACGGAGAGUCGGCCUGGAAAACUUCUUGCUGCGUGUUGCAUCGCAUCCUGUCCUUUCCAAUGACAAAAUCUUCUUCCUGUUUCUGACAGAGGAGAAAGGAUGGAGGGAGGCAGUUUUGGACACAGGUUUCCAAGACAAGGUUGACUCCAGACUAAAGUCUCUGAGUGCCAUGUUUAGAGUGAAGAACCCUGACAAGCGGUUCACCGCACUGAAACACUACAGUGAUGAACUGAACACUGUCAUCUCUCAGUUACUCAGGGUGCGAGCGAAAGUAGCUGACAGGCUGUACGGCGUUUACAAGGUCCACGGUAACUACGGCAGAGUCUUUAGUGAGUGGAGUGCUAUCGAAAAAGAGAUGGGAGACGGACUUCAGAGUGCAGGACACCACAUGGACACAUAUGCUGCAUCGAUAGAUGACAUUCUGGAGGAAGAAGAGCACUAUGCAGACCAGCUGAAGGAGUACCUCUUCUACACUGACGCUGUCAGGUCGGUUUGUAGGAAACAUGAGUUGAUCCAGUAUGAGUUGGAGAUGGCAGCUCAGGACCUCAGCAACAAAAAACAACAGAAAGAAGAGCUGGCUACUGGGACAGUGCGCAUCUUUUCUCUGAAGGGGAUGACCAGCAAACUGUUUGGCCAAGAGAGCCAGGAGCAGAGGGAGAGCAGGUUGGCAGCCUUAGAGCAGAGUAUCCAGGAGGGAGAGGAAGCGCUCAAGGAGAAGAACGCAGAGUGCUUAGAGUAUGUGCGAACAGCCUGGGAAGACAUUGAACGUUUUAAGGAGCAGAAGGACAAAGAUUUGCGUGAAGCACUAAUCAGCUAUGCCAUUAUGCAGAUCAGCAUGUGUAAGAAGGGAAUCCAGGUGUGGUCCAACGCCAAGGAGUGUUUCAACAAAAUGUGAGCCACUUUUCAGCCAAUUGCUCUCCCGUACCAGAACCACAGUCAGUCAGUCAGAUUGGUCGGAGUGAGACCAUCAGCCGAUCUUUGAACUGCAGUUUUAUGGAGCUGGCCAUGGGAGCCCAGAUACUUCCUCCACUUUGCUACGCUGACUCUACUUAAAUUGAUUCUGUUUCCUUUCCUCUCUCUGUCUCUCUCACAUACAUGUGCACACACACACAAGUUUCCAAGUCAGAGUCAUUUAGUGGAUCCGCGCCUUUUAAAUCCAAGUGUCUUAACCGUACUGUUCUCUUGGCAUUCUCCUGAUGUGACUUUCAUACUGCAGAUCAUCCAGAUUUUCAGUGCUUUUUCCUCGAUUGCUGCACAAACUGCAUGUCCAUGAGGAAAACCUGCACUAAUAACGCACGAUAGUGCAAAGAGCUGUUCAGUUUAUUUCAGUUGUUACCCUUCUCUUGAAUUAUCUCAUGAGAAGAUGCACAUUUCACUUCACCUGCUUUAGGACAAUUGAAACAACCUAUGUUUUGAGCUUUUCCGUGUUUUACUUUUAGGGAUUCUGCUUCCAGAUAGGGGUUUCACACAUCAUUUUUUGAAAAGGACAAAAUAAGAAUGGACCAAAAAAAAAUUCCUACACAUGUUACAAAUGGCACUAGUGAACGGGCAUCAAGCUUAUUGGGUCUAAUUUGACACUUAACAACACAAUUAAUUGGCACUCCACUACAGCAUUUAACUUUGACAAUUAGCCUGUCACCUACGCUAAAGUCUGCAAAACUUCAAAUUAUCUCUCUGCAAGACCAUUUCAAUAAAAGGGCAGAUGUUGGGGAAUCAGAAUCAGAUUAGCUUUAAUUAAUUGAAUUAGUUGAAAUUCUAGUCAAUGGAGAUACCAGUUGGAGAUCAAUCAGAAACAAGAAAUCACAUUGUAAGACAAAGGGAACAUGGGCCUCUCUUUAGGAAGCCAGAACACAUCCACAUUUCCUGUCUGCCUUUUCAUAUUUCAUACACUUCAUGCUGAAGUCAGUCUUUUUGCUGUCAUUGAUCAGCUGACCAAAGUGCUUAUGACCACAUGGGGGAGCACAGGAGUGGGGCUGACAACCUUGGUGUAGUUUUGGUAAUUGAUACUGAUUUUUUUUUCUUGGUCAGAUAGUCACGAAGGCCUUAUAGGUUUGGUUACAAUGGAGUGGAGCCUUUGUUCUUGAAUUCCUUUUUGGGCGACUGAAACAUGGCGCCCCCACAAACUACCUGAGCUACCACAUGCAACCAUAAGUGUUGUUUAAAGCAACACAUACAUACCAAUAACUGGGGCUCGUCUUUGCUCUCGAGUUUUAGAGCCUUGAUAAGAACAUUGGUUUUGUACCUCUCUGCCCACUGUCAAUGUGCCUCACCCCCUUUUCUGAUAUUAAGUCUGCACUAAAUAGUCAACCUGAGUUACAAAGAGGCUUCAGGUCAAUGUUUAUGAAAUGUACUGACCAAGUAGUGGAAACUUUAACCACAGAUAUGUUGGACCCUUGAAAUCUGUCUCAAUACAAAUUCUACACAUACACAAUACAUGUGCUACUAUUGCUUCCUGUAUGAUAUCUCUCUAAGGUGGGAAAAUGUGUGCAAAAUGAAUAUGGCAUGUAAAAACAUGUAAAAAGUUCCAGUCAGCAAACCUUCCUUUUCAUAAUAAACAAUCAGUUUCCUGGAAUAAUCCCAAA